Messenger RNA from Phyllopteryx taeniolatus (common seadragon), 1476 nucleotides. RefSeq lists its product as uncharacterized. Lineage: Eukaryota; Metazoa; Chordata; Actinopteri; Syngnathiformes; Syngnathidae. Bases 225 to 1154 code for a protein of 309 amino acids. The transcript is spliced from 7 exons. The record is from RefSeq and is a predicted model, not a curated record.
CUCGUAGGCACAACCAUAGCCAUCCCCCUUUUGAGAAGUCACGUGGAGUGAGGCUAAACUUCCCUUUUAAGCAAGUAUGCUGACUCGUGCCAUCUUAAAAGUAGCGAAGGACUUUUGACUUUUCACUAACUUUGCUCGCUGCGGUCCGUUUCCGAGUGAGUGAGGAUGUUGCGUGCGGCGGCAGGAAGUGCGGGAGAACGACUCUCGUCACCAUUUUGACGGCGAUGACACUCGAGCGUGCACUCAGGAUGCUGAAGCGCUUUGCCAUGCGGCUGCUGCUCGUGCUUCCUCUCGUCGUCGCGGGCAUCAACGGUGACAGCGACACGCUCGGUGUGGAGUUGACGUUUUCAUGCGCCAAUUCGCUGUGCUAUCACAUUUGGAGAUUUGCCGAGAGGAAAGUGAGCAUUGACGUUGCAAUAACGAGUAAAGCGGAGAUGGUCGCGGGUGUCGACGACCAGGACGCAAAAUGCACGGAGAAGCUCCGUCAGGCGGAAGAAAAUGGACUUCAUUACUGCAAAAUAACAGAUGAUGCCUUCACACCUCAAAACAAUUUUCCAGAGCUGAAAGUGGCGCCGGGCGACGCCAUGUCUUUCCAGUGCAUCCUACUGUCGCCCUUGACGCGGGGCCAUUGCUCCAAACCGCGCCAGCUGGAAGCCCUCUUGACGUGGGUGGACCGGGCCGGCCUGGAGGUCCGGGACAACUCCAGUCAUCGCGUCCGGCGAAAAUCCCCGUGUGACGUCACCUUGACCGUCACCUUGCAAGCUUCCGGGCGCGAGGCCUUCAGGUGCCGGGCUCGCGUGGGAGCAAACACGUGGACUUCAGUGGAGAUGCGAGUCCAAGUACCAGCUUUCAAAGGGAAGGGAAGAGGAGGCUUCAAAUUAGAAGAAGUAGAACCUCAUGGCGACAGACGCUUCCAGGUCGGCGUGGUGGCGGCGGUGUUGGCGUGCGCCGCACUGACCGCCUUGGCCGCCAUGUUUGUUGUGGUCAGGCGACGAAAGGCAUCGAACCGGCCCGAGGCCUCCUGUCCCAUAGCCAAUAUCAACCAUGUUCCGGAUGAUGUCGUUUACGCGGACGUCGUCCUCCCCGUUGCUGCGGAAACAGUAUCUUUCUCUCAGGGCGAAGACACAGAAUACGCCUGCAUUCGAUACCAGUAGUCACUCAUAUUUAUUAUUGAAGUUUUAAUUUAACAUUUUAUGCAUGUGUUGAAAUGUGUAUAUGUCAACUGAGCUUAAGUAUGUGUAUCUUAUGUAUCUACUUAGUCUACCUCAAUAACUACCACUUCCCUCUUUUUUUGUGACAAGAAGAGAGUAACAUUUCCUGUUUAUCGCCCCGGAGUGAACAUUCUGUUCUUGUUUUUUUGUUUUGUUUAGUUUUUUUAAAUUUAGAUUUAAAAUUUUAGAUUUUCUUUGUUUUCUUAUCAGGUAAAAUUUUGAUUUUCUUUUGUAAAAAAAAGGAAAAUAAAUGUAAUGAACUCAU